AUGACGGAAACCUCACCCCCGCCAUCCUCGAGACGCUUCUCACCGACCCCAGUCGAAACUACGGUCAAGAAGAUUCGACGAUUCGCAGUCGAACCUGUGGAAACAACGACUCGAAGUAGUAAGAAGGAAGAAGCCCCAGUUGAGAAUGAGUCUACUGCGGAGAAGAAGGACGCUGCUCCUGCGAAGAGACGCUUCGCGCCGGAACCCGUCGAGACAACAUUUAAGAGCAACAGGCAUGCUGCCAAUCCGCUGCCUACCCCAGAACCCACUCCAGUCUCAAUACCUGAAGACUCGCCAGAUGAGGAAACACCCAAGCCGAGGAGAAAAUUCGUGCCAGAGCUGAUUGAGACAACCAAGAGAUCCAAGAGGGCGGGUGACACAAGGCCAGCUACUCUGCCCACAGAUAAGACCGAUCUCACUCCUGGGGUGCCAAAUAUCUAUACUCGACCAAAACGAAAGGUCCCCCGCCCUCCUGUCGUUCCAAUACCACCAGACAAUACCCCCAAUUCAAGCUCUGUCAAUAUACAAACCAUACCGCCAUUACCUCCUCGAAGACAGCCCUCCAUGCGACCCCACCCGAACACAAGACGAAGUACAAGACAGAAUUCUUUCCAACCAGAACUAGAAGCUAUACCUUCAGACUCCAAUUCGGAAGAGAAUUCGGAAGACGAGGAUGGCACACCGUCACUCACAGGAUCCUACGGAUCCUCGGAAGAUUCACAGAUGAGAUUACAAUUGGCACGCACAAGAGAGAGCUGUGAUGACAGGUUCUCGGGAUAUCUGCUUGCUCUUGCGGCAAAGGCAGCAGAGAAGCAAUUACGAGAACAAGCUCUAGCGGCUUUCCCAAACGAGUCAAUGCACGAGAUUGUGGAACAUUUCUACGACAGAGAGAUAGAAGGAGCCUCAGACGAAGAGACUGUGGAAGGCGUGGGUCUCUUGAUUGAUGAUCCUCAGCUCAGUGUCAUACGGCGCAAGUCUACGGAGGUUGGUUGGGCUGCAAAAGAGAUGCAGGCGCACCAAGAGAAGCUCAAUCGGUUGCGGGAAGACGAGACGCACAAGAAGGUGGCGGCAGAGGCAACACAACCUUCUUUCAAGGACCCCUUCUGGACCAACGGCAUGACAGUGAAGAACGCAGCAUUUGCUCGUGGUGAAGAGCCUGUUGAUGCCCAGAAGGAAGCGGAGCUCGCCCGGAUGCGUUCAGCUGCAUCGCCGCCCAUGCUUGGUGGAGACCUCAAGUUCCGGAUGUGCCCGUCCCCUAAAGCCACCAAGUUUGAAACAGACCAGCGGAUGGACAUCCAGCCCAAUCGCAGCGACACGGGCGGUGGUCUAUGGGGUGGAUACUGUGUUGCUGACGAACCUGGGGUGUUCCUCAGCCCGAAUACCAUGAAAGGUCCUGCCCUUAUCCAGACCCCUCGUAACGAAACACAUUCAGAUCCGUUUUCUUCCGCGUUCGCAAGCGAGAUUCCGGGAGCGGGAGCUAAGAGCCCCAAUAAGGCAAACGGACAUGCGCACGAAGGUGGGGUAAGAAUGCUGGCUGGUCUCGACGAGAGGUUGAAGGCCGAGGUUACGAGAAGCAAAGUGGAAGAUGCUCUGUUACAGGAAUUUGAUGAUACGUUCGUGACGCAGGUCUAUAAUUACCUUUCGCUUGGUUACCCCUCACUUGCUCGCCAGUACGACGAAGAAUUAGCGAGGAUCAGCAGGAUCUCGGAACUUGAGUUGAGAGUCGAUGAUCAAAAGAAGAACGUCAAGGGCCAUAUAGGCCUGUCGAAUGCUCAUACCUCAAAUGGAAAAGUCGAGAAAGAAGAAGUGCAUUGCACUAGGUGGAAAGCGUUGAGGUUCUAUAUCCUUGAAUGGGCAAGACAACAUCCUAGCAUGAGCAAUGGUGCUAUGGGACCCAGCGCUUGGGGCGUCAGAGCGAGGAGAGGCAGUUGGGCUAUAUGA
Molecule: messenger RNA, 1941 nt
Organism: Mollisia scopiformis
Lineage: Eukaryota; Fungi; Ascomycota; Leotiomycetes; Helotiales; Mollisiaceae
Exons: 2
Coding region: 1-1941 (646 amino acids)
Source: RefSeq, a predicted model, not a curated record